This is a messenger RNA of Betta splendens (Siamese fighting fish), 465 nucleotides long. Its product is annotated as ribonuclease inhibitor-like. NCBI's taxonomy places the organism in Eukaryota, Metazoa, Chordata, Actinopteri, Anabantiformes, Osphronemidae. The coding region runs from base 1 to 465 and encodes 154 amino acids. The record is from RefSeq and is a predicted model, not a curated record. The transcript has 3 exons. Gene Ontology annotation, molecular function: protein binding.
AUGAACACUCUGCUGCUCAGUGUAAGUUUUGUUUUCUCUCUUUCUUAUUUCACAAUACCUUUUUUAAAUUUUAGACUGAGUGGCUGUAACCUGUCAGAGAGAAGCUGUGAAGCUCUGUCCUCAGUUCUCAGCUCUCAGUCCUCUAGUCUGAGAGAACUGGACCUGAGUAACAACGACCUGCAGGAUUCAGGAGUGAAGCCACUGUCUGAUGGACUGAAGAGUCCUCACUGUCAACUGGAGACUCUCAGGCUGUCAGGUUGUCUGGUCACAGAGGAAGGCUGUGCUUCUCUGGCCUCAGCUCUGAGCUCCAACCCCUCCCAUCUGAGAGAGCUGGACCUGAGCUACAACCAUCCAGGAGACUCAGGAGAGAAGCUGCUGUUUGCUGGACCUUCAUUUUCCUAUACUGUUAUCAUACAGCUUGUGCCUUGUUAUGAUUACACUGAAUGUUCCUAUGUACGCAAUUAA